GAGUGGUCAGGAGAUAAAAGGGGGACCGGGGCCAGCUGGAAGUUGCUGAAAGCUGCUGGGGCCGGGAGCGAGGGAGGACGGCAGCGAGGAGAAGCGCGGGCCGGGGUCCAGGAUGGGGCUGCUGGUGCUGGCCCUGGCCACCUGGCUGGGGCUGGGGCUGGCCUCGGCCUCCGAGGAGCCGGCCAACAGCAGCCGGAUCUGCCAGGAGGCACCGGCAUGGACCGUCAAUGGCUCGAGCCCCAUGGAGGGGGCGGCAGGGCAGGUGACGGUGGUGGCCCUGCUGAAGGCCAGCUGACAGUUCUGCCUGAGGCAGGCCCACAGCCUCGGGGGCCUGCGGGAGCGGCUGGCCCGGCAGGGCAUGGCCGAGGUUCGCUACAUGAUCGUCAACGAGAAGGCGCCGCUGUCCCGCGCCAUGCUGCCCGAGCUGCGGCGCCAUGCCCCGCCCGGCGUGCCCGUGCUCCAGCCCGAGCAGGAGGACCCCGACGUCUGGCAGGUCCUGGGGGGUGACAAGGACGACUUCCUUGUUUAUGACCGGUGCGGCCGCCUGGCUUUCCACAUCCAGUUGCCCUUCAGCUUCCUCCACUUCCCCUAUGUGGAGGCAGCCAUCCGCUCCAGCCACGUCAAGGACUUCUGUGGCAACUGCUCCCUCUACCCCAACACCACCCAGGAGGCUAACAGCACCAUGGAGGGCCCUGCAACCCCGAGCUCCCUUCCUGAACACGAGGGGAUGGAGUCAGAGACCCCUGUCCACCAGCACAAGCCCCUCCAUCCUCACCACCAUCACGAGGUCAACAGCGAGAGAGACACAAACCCAGCUGAGGACCACAAACCUGCUACCCAUGCUCACCACCACCACGGAGACCAUGGCCAGCUCCAUCACAAGGAGAAGAAACAGAAGGAGGGCGAUGGGCAUUAAACCAGGCUGGGCAGCCUUGCAGAACCCA
This is a messenger RNA of Melospiza melodia melodia, 944 nucleotides long. RefSeq names its product selenoprotein Pb-like. Gene Ontology annotation, molecular function: selenium binding. NCBI's taxonomy places the organism in Eukaryota, Metazoa, Chordata, Aves, Passeriformes, Passerellidae. The transcript has 5 exons. The record is from RefSeq and is a predicted model, not a curated record. Gene Ontology annotation, cellular component: extracellular region. Gene Ontology annotation, biological process: selenium compound metabolic process.